Molecule: messenger RNA, 933 nt
Organism: Rhinichthys klamathensis goyatoka
Lineage: Eukaryota; Metazoa; Chordata; Actinopteri; Cypriniformes; Leuciscidae
Gene: echdc2
Product: enoyl CoA hydratase domain containing 2
Exons: 9
Coding region: 131-871 (246 amino acids)
Biological process (GO): fatty acid beta-oxidation
Cellular component (GO): mitochondrion
Molecular function (GO): enoyl-CoA hydratase activity
Source: RefSeq, a predicted model, not a curated record
UAAGCGACUUUCCCCCCGGGUUAGUUUUACUCAGUCCCGGUCGUGGUGCUCUGAUGGGCCAGUUUCUGAUCGCAGUGAAGUCCGGCUGCAUUGGCUGGAUGGUGAAGACAACGGUAUAGUGGAAGUGCUGAUGUGUCGUGAGAGAGCGCGGAACUCUCUGGGUCGCGUGUUUGUGAGUCAGAUGAGAGAGCUGGUGUCAUCGAUACAUCAUGACGCAGCAGUUCGUGUGGUGAUCUUUAGGAGUUUGAUACCCGGAGUCUUUUGUGCAGGAGCAGAUCUUAAAGAGAGAGCCCAGAUGAGUAAUCCUGAGGCAGAGCUGUUUGUACAUGGCCUGCGAUCACUAAUGAGUGACAUCGCUGCGCUGCCCAUGCCAACCAUUGCGGCGGUGGACGGCUUUGCUCUCGGGGGCGGUUUGGAAUUGGCUCUGGCGUGUGACCUUCGCACUGCAGCACAUUCUGCGCAGAUGGGCCUGAUUGAAACUACGAGAGGAUUACUCCCAGGGGCUGGAGGCAGUCAAAGGUUGCCCCGGACGGUGGGCUUUGCCAUGGCAAAAGAGCUGAUUUUCACAGGACGCCGUGUCGGGGGUGAACAGGCUGCAGAGUUGGGGCUGGUCAACCGCUCCGUGCCACAGAACCAGACACGAGACGCGGCCCACAAAGAGGCUCUUAGUCUUGCACGAGAGAUCCUGCCUCAGGCCCCGAUUGCCGUGCGAAUGGCUAAAUUAGCGAUGAAUCGAGGCUCUGAGGUGGACAUCUCUUCAGGGAUGGCUAUUGAGGGAAUGUGUUACGCCAGGCUCAUUCCUACAAAGGACAGACAAGAGGGCAUGACUGCGUUUAUAGAGAAGAGGCUGCCACGGUACACUGGAGAGUGAAAGUUUUAACAGUACAGUUCAAACAUAUUGUACAUUCCGUACUACAAAGUGUUGGGUUUCAA